Molecule: messenger RNA, 315 nt
Organism: Trypanosoma conorhini
Lineage: Eukaryota; Euglenozoa; Kinetoplastea; Trypanosomatida; Trypanosomatidae
Exons: 1
Coding region: 1-315 (104 amino acids)
Source: RefSeq, a predicted model, not a curated record
AUGUGUAACGUCAUCUAUGCAGGUCAUUCCUGCUCCACAACCCAUUCCAGUUGGAUGGAGACGCGGGGCGAGGAGGUAACGGCAGAGCGGCGGCUUCUGCGCUUGUACGUCUUGCUCCCUCCGUUACUUUGGGCACUUUCUUUUUUUUUCUUUUUUAUGAUUGGGACGUUUUACGUGCAUUCCUUCCCAAUGCGAAAUGGCAACUGGGCGAGAUGUGUGACGUCAGCCAGCAUUGUGCGCCUGCGCGGUGAAUGUGCUGGUGUGUCGAAAGGUGUGGUGGGGAGCUCGAGCCUGACUCGACGAAGCGGCCGCUAA